This is a messenger RNA of Planococcus citri (citrus mealybug), 2945 nucleotides long. It is a transcript of the gene GTPBP1, whose product is annotated as GTP-binding protein 1. The coding region runs from base 342 to 2222 and encodes 626 amino acids. The record is from RefSeq and is a predicted model, not a curated record. Gene Ontology annotation, molecular function: translation elongation factor activity; GTP binding; GTPase activity. Gene Ontology annotation, biological process: translational elongation. Lineage: Eukaryota; Metazoa; Arthropoda; Insecta; Hemiptera; Pseudococcidae. The transcript has 12 exons.
CGCAACGCAACGCAACUCGCAAGAAUUGAAAGUGAUAACAAUGUUCGUACGUAGAAAAGUAAAAUGUAAAAAACAUGUACAUAAGUAGAUGAUGUAUUAUUUCGUGUCUGUUACAUUAUGUAAUUUGCUACGUAGAACAGUGAAAAAAAUCGCUUCCAGAUCGUAUGUACUCCAUUAAUGAUUUCGUGAAAAUUUUAUGAACAGCUAGCAACUAGAAGUGUUAUAAAUCGAUUCACCUUUCGGUUUCAAAAAUGUAAAUAUCAGCUGAUACGGAUUGUGAAACUAUAGUACAGAGAUAUUGUUGCAAUUUCGGUCGUUAAUUUGUUAGUAAUGUUUUCGAAAUGAGUUCCAAUCCUAAACCAUCAAUGUUUUCAACAUCGAAAACACCACUGUUCUCUGGUCGGACUUCCGAACCAUCGAAUUUUUUAGAAAAAUAUAGAACUAUUUCCGGAAAGAAAUCCUUAGUUAAUCCAACAGAAGAAGAAUCGAAAUUAUGGGAAAAUCGUCUGAACGAACUUUUAAUGGACGGAAACGGAGAUCUAUUGUUGGAAGUUGGCGUCGGCGAUGUACCUGGAAUCGAAGAUCCUGGUUUAAGCACUAACGAAUACGAAUGCUCAAUCAGUAAUUUGAAAGCUAUUGCAUCUCAAAUAAAUGCCCAUUGUAUCGAAUUGAAUAGACGAAAAGUAGACGAAGGUUUUGCUGGUCAUUGUUUGAUUAGAAAAUUGCUUUCAGAGCAAGAUUUCAUCGAAAUUAGAAUUGCAGUUGUUGGAAAUGUGGACGCAGGUAAAUCUACACUGUUGGGAGUUUUAACUCACGGUGAACUUGAUAAUGGUAGGGGACAAGCGAGACAGAAAUUAUUUCGCCAUAAACAUGAAAUGGAAUCAGGAAGAACAAGUUCGGUUGGAAAUGACAUCUUAGGCUUUGAUGUCGAAGGUAACAUCGUCAAUAAAGCCGACCACGGUUCUUUGGAUUGGGUUAAAAUUUGCGAACGUUCCACCAAAGUAAUUACUUUUAUUGAUCUCGCUGGGCAUGAACGUUAUUUAAAAACCACUGUCUUUGGAAUGACUGGCCAUGCUCCUGAUUUUGGGAUGUUAAUGAUUGGUGCGAAUGCUGGAAUUGUUGGUAUGACCAAAGAACAUUUGGGCCUAGCCUUAGCUUUGAAUGUUCCAGUUUUUGUUGUAGUUACUAAAAUUGACAUGUGCCCUCCAAAUGUACUCGAAGAAACGUUAAAAAUGCUGAAUCGAAUUUUGCGUUCACAAGGUUGUCGAAAAGUACCCAUUAUGAUUAAAAGUGUUGACGAUGUUGUUAUGGGUGCCAAAAAUAUGUUAUGUGAGAGGUUGUGUCCGAUAUUUUUGGUGUCCAGCGUUACAGGAGAGAAUUUACAUUUCCUAAAAACGUUUUUGAACCUGUUAUCUACACGAGUUUCUUUUAAUAACGAAGACCCCGCUGAAUUCCAAAUUGAUGAUAUUUACACAGUGCCAGGUGUAGGUGUAGUAGUAUCAGGGAUAACGUUGAAAGGAGUUGUUCGAGUCAAUGAUACUCUAUUAUUAGGACCUGAUCCCGUGGGACACUUCAUAUCUACAUCGAUUCGUAGUAUUCAUAGAAAAAGGAUGCUGGUGAAAGAAGUUAGAGGAGGUCAAACAGCUUCAUUCGCUUUGAAAAAGGUGAAAAGGUCUCAAAUACGAAAAGGCAUGGUGAUGGUUUCACCCUCAUUGAAACCAAUUGCAUCAUUGGAAUUCGAAGCCGAUAUCUUAGUAUUGCAUCAUCCAACAACAAUAAAUCCUAGAUAUCAAGCCAUGGUUCAUUGUGGAAGUAUUCGGCAAACUGCUUACAUUUUGAAAAUGUCGUCUCGAAGUUUACGAACAGGAGAACGAGCCACGGUCCAUUUUCGUUUUAUCAAGUAUCCAGAAUACUUAAAAGUCGGUCAAAGAUUGGUUUUCCGUGAAGGUAGAACAAAAGCUGUUGGCAAUGUAUUAAAAAUGAUUCCUUGUAACGAGCAACUUGGAGUAAUUGCUUCACACAAAGCUCAAAAAGCGAAUAAAAUAUUAGCCUCUUUGCAACCGCAACUGUCUUCAGAAGAGCUUCCAAAGCCAGCUGAAAACGAAAGUACAAAUCAAGAGAACUUCGAAGGAUUUUCUUCAGUUACAAAUGACAUGAAACGUCUAAAUACAAACUCAAAGUAUAAUAAAAAACAUUCGCGGGGUAAUCAAGGAAAAAAUUGAAAUGUGAUAAUGUAAAAUGUGAAUCAUGUGAUUUUUUUAAAUGUUUAUUUUACGAACAUGACUUGCAUGUUUAUUGCUUGAAAAGAAUUCUUAUACAACAAAACACGACGGUUAAGUACAGGACAGACUACCUUACAAUACAAACGGUAUUAUUUUUGUCUUAAAAUUUUGACUAGUCACAAGUUACAGUUUUCGUUUUAUUUUUUGUUCGUUGAUGAAUAUCUCACUGUCUUUUAUUAUUAUUAUUUUUUUUCUAACCGAAAAGUAUUAGUUUUAGCGAAAAAUGUUCAUCUUCUGUUUCUUUCUUUUUUCUUUUGAAGAAUCUCUACUCAGCGUGGCGCAGUUAAUAACCUGAAAAUGUUUUUUCUUUGGUUUCCCUAUUAUUAGGUUUUAGGUUAUUUCAUUUUUUUGCUUAAUAAAUAUUAAAUACUUUCUUAUGAAAGUGGAAUACAUUAAAACGUGUUCCUAAUGAUGAAAUGUUCGUAAUCAUAGCAUAAGAUUUUUUCUGAAAAUGUUUUUUUUUUGAUUAUUCUCAUUGUUGUCAAAAUUUAAGUUAAUUUGUUCAGUACAGUCUUACCGAGACUUACACUUCACUUGUUUUGAUUCAAUCAAUUCUUCCAAUUAUGAAAGUAUAGCACAUACAUAAUUUUACUUGUAUCGAUAAUUUACCAAAUUUUGUUGAAUUCUUUUUCUUUUUGUAAAAAAUAAAUUUUGAAAGACGUA